AUGGGUAUCAGUAUGAGUAGGUUUUUCCAGAAAAGAAUCAUUGUGUGUAGGUUUAACAUUUUUCCAGAAGAGAUAAUGUUUGAAAUUUUGAGUCGUGUACCAGCUGAAUAUGUUAUAAACUGCAAAUCGGUAUGCAAACGUUGGAGAGAUCUUGUUCGUCAUCCAUCUUUUUCUCAAUUGCACUUCAAUAAUCUUGAUUUUGGUAAGUCAAGUUUCAUUUGCUUUGAUUAUGACAUGAAAGAAUUUUCUUAUGCCGAGUAUGAUGAGAAUUGUCUUAAGGAACCUUUAAGUAGAGAAACAAGGAUGAAUUUGAACCUUCCAAGUAAGGAUUAUGUUCCUGCUACUUCAUGUAAUGCUGGAUUUGGUUAUAGUCCUUCAACUAAUGAGUAUAAGGUCGUUAGGAUCUGUGACUCCAGAAGAGAUUCAAAAGUUGGGAAGAUUCAGGUACAUACUCUUGGCAGUGGGAGUGGAUGGAGAAAUGUGGGAACAAUGGACAUCGACAAGGAGUAUCAUAAAUAUACUGGUGCGUUUGUAGAUGAAGCUCUUCAUUGGGUGGACUCGGUAGGAACCAUUCUUAGGGGCAUGUGGAAUCAGGCUUCAGGCUCAUUCUGA
Molecule: messenger RNA, 612 nt
Organism: Papaver somniferum (opium poppy)
Lineage: Eukaryota; Viridiplantae; Streptophyta; Magnoliopsida; Ranunculales; Papaveraceae
Product: putative F-box protein At3g16210
Exons: 2
Coding region: 1-612 (203 amino acids)
Molecular function (GO): protein binding
Source: RefSeq, a predicted model, not a curated record